AUGACGGAUAGUAAGGGAAGACUUAUGCAAGGCGAGCAAACUGACGAAUUCCUUUCUGGAAUUGAUACCUUUUUCUUUGACUGUGAUGGAGUUAUUUGGCUUGGUAAUGAGGCUAUAGCAGGAGCAGUUGAAACAGUCAACAAAUUAAGAGCUAAGGGAAAAAGAAUAUUUUUUGUAUCCAAUAAUAGCUCCAAAUCAGUUGCUAGUUACAUGAAGAAAUUUCAACGAUUUGGAAUUGAAGCAUAUCCUGAUGAAAUUUAUGGAACGGCCAAGGUCACAGCAUGGUAUAUAAAGAAUAAAUUAAACUUUACCGGAAAGGUAUACCUUCUAGGCUCGGAAUCGAUGGCGGAAGAAUUUGACGCUUUAGAUAUCUCUCAUACUGGCACUGGGAUUGGAGCUGUUGUUCAAGGACUAGAUAUACAUGUUAACUACAUGAAAAUGAUUAAAGCCACCAGUUACUUGGCAAAAGAAUCUUGUCUUUUAAUAGUCACCAAUGAAGAUGAUCGAUUACCAGUUAGAGGGUCUAACAUAGUUAUUCCUGGUACCGGCAGUAUCGGUGCUAUCUUGAGAGUAGCUUCCAGGCGCCAAGAUCGUAUUCUAAUUGGAAAGCCGAACCGAAAUAUUUAUGAUUGUAUCUUGUCUAAGCAUUCUAUUAAUCCAGAAUCGUCUUGUAUGAUUGGCGACAGGAUCGAUACUGAUAUAGCCUUUGGAAUAAAGUGUGGUUUCAAAACUAUUCUAGUAUAUUCCGGUGUUUCUACGGCAGAUGAAGUUGAAGCAUUAAGAAAAAAAUCGCCGGAAAUGCUACCUGAUUAUUGUUUGCCUACUCUUGCUGAUCUAAUGAGGAUUCCUUAA
Messenger RNA from Trichoplax adhaerens, 852 nucleotides. RefSeq lists its product as uncharacterized. Lineage: Eukaryota; Metazoa; Placozoa; Uniplacotomia; Trichoplacea; Trichoplacidae. Bases 1 to 852 code for a protein of 283 amino acids. The transcript is spliced from 8 exons. The record is from RefSeq and is a predicted model, not a curated record. Gene Ontology annotation, cellular component: cytoplasm. Gene Ontology annotation, molecular function: phosphatase activity.